UAUGGCUAUAGCGAGUAUUCGAGCUGUCAAAUAAAACCUGUUCUCGAGCGCCGUGUGAACUCUCGGGAAGAUAUACGUCUCAUGAGUGUCAAACUGCAGCAAAAUACGAUUACCUUGUUCAAUUAAAUCGCGAUUAACGCGCACGAGAUGUAUCGGUGGCGUGCGUCACGCGCAAUCGAGAGAGAUUUAUUGCGAUGUAAGCUAGGUUACAUCACGAGACUCGAUGAGUAAAGUGAAGAACUUGUAGCGCAGAAUCGCGCGCGUUUAUUUCCCAGUGUUGUUUUGCAUGUAGAAUGGCUCGUACUUCUAUAUCGGCGCAAUGCGAUUUGGUCGCGUCGUACAUGGAUGGGGUUCACGUCAAAAUCGCAGAGGCCUACAAACCACCGAGGAAGAUCGGUCUACCCGCGGCGUACAACAAUCGUUUGCCUGACGUGUCGAAGAUGAUGUACGAUUUCAGUCUGGAGAAAUCGGUACUCGAGAAGAUGUACGAGUGGCGUAAGGCUAGACAGUCCAGCAACAAGGCACGUCAAGCUCGCUUAGAAGAGAAAAGGAGAAAAGAGAAGGAAGAGAGCCCUCCGUCACCUCCAUCUCUCUCGCCUGAUUGUAUGAAACAACUACCUAUUAGUACAGCACCUGCUCCGGAGACAACAAUACUCAAACCGCAACCUUUGUCACCUUCCAAUGAUCUUCAUGAUCUUCAGGAUCAUAUGAAGAUCAAUGGAGGUCUGGAUUUUGCUGAUUUUGAUAACGACACAAGCAGUCCUUUUGACAAUAUGGAAUUGAAAACCAUCAACGAUAUGGAAGAAUUGGCACAGGUCUUACAACCUACUUCACAAUGGAUACCAGCAGGAAAAUUGGAGAAUAUUAUAAAUGAAUUAACAAUGGACGAAAUUACAGAAAUUCAUAAGGAAGAAAAAGUUGAUGAGAUGAAAAAUCAAGUGGACAGUCAAACUGAUACAGAUACACAUACCGAUGUUGAGAACCACCGCAGUGUUUCAGUAAUAAUGCAAGAACUUCAAAAGGAACUAGAACGGCCUGUUAUGGAGAAUUGGAAGCCGUGGCCUGAUUUAGAAAGUCCAGAUAGCGAUACGUGUGCAACUCCAAAGCGUGAAGCAACAUCACCGAAUCACGCAAAGUCGCCAGUGGACUUGUUAUCGGGCAUGACGGAAGAUGAUCGAAAGUUGGUCAUGCAGUUAGGUGAUAUGGGAUUUUCCAUAAGUAGAGCAACACGUGCGGUCUUGAAAUUAGGUCGGGUACAUGAAAAGAAGAUCGUAGAAUUUUUAUUGGCCGUCCAAUCUUUAGAGGAAAGUGGUAUUCCAGGUGAUUAUGCCGAGAAAGCGCUUAUGCUCACGCAACAUGAUCAAUACAAAGCAAAACUGUACUACGAAAAUUUACGUACAUUAAAAGAUUUAGGAUUUCCCGAAGAUGAAGCUUCAGAGACUUUAGUAAAGUGUAAUUUCGAUCGUGAUAAAGCAUUAGAUCUUCUGAUCGCUGAGUAAACGAUAGUCAUCCCUCAAAAAAAAAUUUAAACUAAAAUAUUUUUUGUAAUUUAAUUUUAUGUAGAAAAAAAAUGUGUGCAAGUAAACAUUGAAAUUUUAUAUAUUGCACCGAGAAAGAGGGAAUAUACAUUUGCAUUAAAAAAUGAAUAAUAACGUAUAUAUUUUAAUAAUAAAAAGAUAGUAUUCAAUGAGGCUAGUCUUGACUAAUGAAACCUAAACAAAGCUAUAUUUAAUAGUGUAUUUGUGUAAUAUUUUACAUCAAUAUAAUUUCUCGUGUCUGUGUUAUAUUAUGGAAUUU
Messenger RNA from Pseudomyrmex gracilis, 1797 nucleotides. RefSeq lists its product as uncharacterized. The record is from RefSeq and is a predicted model, not a curated record. The coding region runs from base 294 to 1499 and encodes 401 amino acids. Gene Ontology annotation, biological process: ubiquitin-dependent protein catabolic process via the multivesicular body sorting pathway. Lineage: Eukaryota; Metazoa; Arthropoda; Insecta; Hymenoptera; Formicidae. Gene Ontology annotation, cellular component: ESCRT I complex. The transcript has 4 exons. Gene Ontology annotation, molecular function: ubiquitin binding.